Messenger RNA from Cuscuta europaea, 2975 nucleotides. NCBI's taxonomy places the organism in Eukaryota, Viridiplantae, Streptophyta, Magnoliopsida, Solanales, Convolvulaceae. The record is from the annotation of a GenBank genome assembly.
UUCAGAACUGGGGAGAAGGGUACAAGUCCAAAUCUGGAAGUGCUGGCACUUACAAUAGUGAGAAAAAUGGAUCAGGUAGUAGAAAUUCUCAGCCCUGGUUCAAUACUAAGGGGGCCAGAGUGACAGAGAUUCAUCCUUCAGGAAUAAAGAAAGUGGGCCCUCAGUUGUCCCAGGAGGAGUAUCAGGAGAGGAGUAAAAAGGGUCUAUGUUUCAAGUGUGGGGACAAAUGGAGUAGGGAACACACCUGCAAAUUGAAAAAUUACAAACUCAUUUUGGUGGAAGAUUCUGAGGAUGAGGCAGAAUGUGAAGAAGAAAAUGGGAGCAGUUCAGAUGAGGAAGAGGUUGAAAUGGAAUCCAAAUCCAUGCAACUGUCAUUGAUGAGCAAGGAAGGCAUUCCUUCCUUGAGAGCUUUUAAAGUGAAAGGUUACCUAAAAUGGAAGCUAGGAGAACAGGAAGUGGAUGUAUUGAUUGAUAGUGGAGCCACUCACAACUUCAUAUCACAAGGGUUGGUAAAUCAAUUGAAAAUACCCUAUCAAACCAUUAAGGGAUAUAAAGUGCAGAUUGGGAAUGGAGAUAGAAUAGCUAACAAUGGCAGAUGUGAAGGGUUAGCUCUGUGUUUACAGAAAGCACUGAUACAACAACAUUUUUACAUCUUGGAUCUGGGGGAACAGAUAGUGCUAGGGAUGGAGUGGUUGGCAAGUUUGGGGGAUGUAGAAGUCAACUUCCAAAAGCAGACUAUCAGAUGGAAGGAACACGGACAGGAGCAGUUGGUACAAGGGGAUCCACAGUUAAACUCUUUGGAAGUAUCACUGACAACCAUGACUCAAAUAUUACAAGAUGCAGGGGAUGGAUACUUGGUGUUUUGUGAAGGAAUAUCUGUAGUUCCAGUGGAAGGGGAGGCAGAAGAUGACACUUGGAAGCAAUUAUUGGAUGAAUUUCCAGAAGUGGUCCAACCUAGGAAGCAAUUGCCACCAAGAAGAAGUUGUGAUCAUGCUAUUCACAUUCAGGAGGGAGCUUGCAUUCCUAAUAUCAGACCUUAUAGGUACCCACAGUACCAGAAGACAGAAAUUGAAAGGAUUAUAAAAGAAAUGUUGAAUGAGGGUAUAAUUCAACACAGCAAUAGCCCUUAUAGUAGUCCUAUUCUACUGGCAAAGAAGAAGGAUGGGGGGUGGAGAUUCUGUGGUGACUACAGGGCUCUCAACAAAAUCACUAUACCUGACAAGUAUCCUAUACCCAUCAUUGAAGAACUUUUGGAUGAAUUGGGUGGGGCAACCAUUUUCUCUAAGCUGGAUCUGAAAUCUGGAUACCAUCAGAUAAGAAUGAAGGAGGAGGAUAGGCAGAAAACUGCAUUCAGGACUCACGAAGGGCAUUAUGAGUAUUUGGUAAUGCCUUUUGGUUUAACAAAUGCACCAUCAACUUUUCAAGCCCUUAUGAAUCAAGUGUUGAGGCCAUUUUUGAGGAAGUUUGCAUUGGUUUUUUUUUGAUGACAUCCUAGUUUACAGCAGAUCAGUGGAGGAACAUCAAGAGCAUUUGAGGAAGGUUCUGGGGGCUUUACAAGAUAAUCAGUUGGUGAUUAAUGCAAAGAAAUGUUCGUUUGGACAGUCUAAAUUGAUUUACUUGGGUCACAUUAUAUCUGGUGGGGGGUAGCUGCAGACCCCACAAAGAUUGAAGCAAUGACAAUGUGGCCUGAACCCAAGGACUUGAAGGGGUUGAGGGGAUUUCUGGGACUGACAGGUUAUUACAGAAGGUUUGUGCAGGGAUAUAGCAAGAUUGCACUACCUCUAACACAAUUGUUGAAGAAAGAUAGUUUUCAGUGGGGACCAGAAGCUACCAAGGCUUUUGAGGAGUUAAAGAGGACUAUGACUACCCUGCCAGUGCUGGCAACACCAGACUUUGAUAAAAUGUUUAGAGUAGAGACUGAUGCAUCUGGGACUGGUCUGGGAGCUGUACUGAUGCAGGAAGGAAGGCCCAUUGCAUAUAUGAGCAAGGAGUUAUCUCAGAGAAAUCAGCAUAAAUCAGUGUAUGAGAGGGAACUGAUGGCUAUAGUAUUAGCUGUCCAAAAAUGGAGGCCAUACCUUAUGGGAAGAAUGUUUGAAAUCCACACAGAUCAGAAAAGUUUGAGGUUCUUGACUGAGCAAAGACUGAUGGGGGAAGAACAACAAAAAUGGACUUCCAAACUAAUGGGGUUUAACUUCAUUAUCAAGUACAAACCAGGAGUUGAAAACAAAGUUGCAGAUGCAUUAUCCAGAAGACCAUUCUUACAUUCCCUAUCAAUUGUUACUUGUCAAGAAUGGGAGGGGUUAGAAGAGGAAUUGCUGAAGGAUCCUAAAUGUCUGACAUUGUUUCAGAAUCUGGUUUCAAAGCCAGAUCAAUACCCAGACUUCCAGAACAAGAAAGGGUUACUCUACUACAAAGGGAAACUAGUGUUACCUAGUGCAUCUCCUAGAGUGACAAAGAUAUUGAAUGAAUAUCACAGCUCAGCAGUAGGAGGGCAUAGGAGGGCAUUCUGGGUAUUUCAGGACAAUGAAGAGGGUUUCUAAUUUGUUUUAUUGGCAGGGAAUGAGGAAGGACAUAAAGAAGUUUGUGGAGGAAUGUCCUACAUGUCAGACAAACAAAUAUCAAGCCUUAAAACCAGCUGGACUGAUUCAGCCUCUACCUAUUCCUCAAAAUAUUUGGACUGACAUCAGUAUGGAUUUUAUAGGAGGUCUGCCUACAUCACAGGGCAAGGACACUAUAAUGGUGGUAGUGGAUAGGUUGACAAAAUCAGCUCAUUUUUUGGCUCUAUCCCACCCUUUUACUGCAAAGGAAGUAGCUGAUUUAUUUACCAAAGAGAUUGUCAAAUUGCAUGGUUUUCCAAAAACCAUUGUUAGUGACAGAGAUCGAAUUUUUCUGAGUACUUUUUGGUCUGAAAUCUUCAAAUUGGCUGGAACCCAACUCAAAUACAGUACUGCAUAUCACCCCAGACUGAUGGCCAG